Molecule: messenger RNA, 1254 nt
Organism: Pyricularia pennisetigena
Lineage: Eukaryota; Fungi; Ascomycota; Sordariomycetes; Magnaporthales; Pyriculariaceae
Exons: 1
Coding region: 1-1254 (417 amino acids)
Source: RefSeq, a predicted model, not a curated record
AUGGGUUCAAUAGGCUCGAACUUACCACCAGCAUCCUCGCCCAGCCUUAUUGUGACGAAAGCUACCCCAGACGAGCUCAGGCGAAUCUGGAUCUCAACGUACAACAACUGGGGCCGUGCACUCUCUGUGGCCGACUAUGUCGAGCGAGAGCGUUACAUCACGACCAUACCAGGCUCUAGCGAGGGCCGCAUGACUAGCUGGGUUCUCGUGGAAGCGGACAAAUCACCAGAGGAGCGGCAAGUGCUUUCAUCCUGCGACACAUGGCGUAAGCCUGCGGUGGCCGUCUUGCCCGGUGGCAAGCACAUUGAGGAUGGCAUUGCACAUGUUAUUGGAGGGGUCUUCACAGCACCCGAGUUCCGGGGCAAGGGAUAUGCGAGCAGGAUGAUGACCGAGGUUGGCAAGAUCCUCAAAACGUACCAGGCCGACCAGGUCAGUCACAGCCACGGCGGCAAGACGCUCAGGCAGACAAGCGGGAGAGGAGCUUCAGAGAUCAACGGGCAUGGAAAGUCCCCGGUCCUUUUCUCGGCGCUGUACUCGGACAUCGGCAAAGGCUUCUAUGCCAAGCACGGGUGGCGUCCGUACCCCAGCACCCACAUAUCGUGGACACCGACACACAUAAAGGCGGCGCCGUCCACCAACGGCGACGUUUCACGCGAGAGCCGCCACCAGGUCCGGGCACUCGAGGAGACGGAGCUUCCAGAGCUCUGUGCCAUCGACGAGCGGCUCAUCCGCGCGCGGCUCCCCGCCGAGGCGGCGCGGACGGGCCGGCCGGCGGUGGCCAUCAUCCCCUGCCUGGACAAUGUGCAAUGGCACCUCCGGCGCGAGGCCUACGUGACGUCGCACAUGUACGCGGACGGGCGCGUGCCGUCGAUCCGGGGUGCCGUGUGGGGCCCUCCCGGCGGCCGGCUGUGGGCCUACUGGAUGCGCGGCUACUACGGCGCCGUGGAGCACAACACGCUCAACGUGCUGCGGGUCGUGGUCGAGAACCCGGACGAGGCGCGCGUCGAGGACCUGAUCGAGGGCUUCCGCGGGAUCGUGGAGCUGGCGCGCGCCGAGGCCGGCAGGUGGGACAUGGGCGACGUGCAGUUCUGGAACCCCGAGGGCCUGGUCAAGGAGCUGGUACAGAGGUGCGGAGUCGACUACAGGGUGGUGCACAGGGAGGAGGAGAGCAUUGCCAGUCUGAUGUGGUACGGUGAGGGUGGGGAGGAUAGGGAGGUUGAGUGGAUUGUCAAUGAGAAGAUUGCUUGGUGCUGA